AUCUUACAUUUGCAAUAAUUGUCCACUGAUGCCCUCUUUUGGUAAGCCACUAACCCAUGAUCUCGAGUCCGUACUUUAGCGGCGCGUUGCGGCAACGAUUCGUACUAUAAUGCAGUUCAUAUCCAUAAGUAAAUUGCUACCAAAUAAAUAUUGUUUAUUCGUUUUGUAUUUUCGCAUAUUUAAUUAGCAUAAAUUGAUUCUCUCAGUACAUCGACAUGUUAAAUAUAUGGCAUUGUUUGGAAAUCCAACAUGCAGAAUUCAGACUGUGUGUAAAAUGGUGGUGUAAGUUCUGUGUUGGUACAUCUUAUUAUUGACAUAUGGCCUCGGGGCAAUGUGUUUUGUAUACAUACAAAAGACAGUCGUGAAUGUUAAUGGUUACUGUGGUUGUUUGUGUUUCUCAGAAGUGUUUGUUUCGAUCACGGGUCUUUAAUAAUAGAUCAAUUUGCUGUUUACGUCAUCUUUAUAUCUAAGAAGAGCCCGCUGACCAGACUCCAUCAGAUUGAGAAGUUCGUGAUCUCUGACGUCAUCGAUUCGAGCGGAGCAGCAGAGGAAGGCUUGUUGUGAUGCAUUGUGGUUGUGACUGCAUUGUGGGCUGCUUUUCUGUCGGACGGAAGAGGUUCUGCAUUUUACCUCGAGUGCAACAUGGCUGCCAUUCGGUGUAGUUUGCGAGCAGUUUGGAAACACAGCAAAUGGCGGACUCACAAAAAGAUAGAUAGAUAAAUAUGCAUAUUAUCCGUCUCAUGCGGUACAACAGAUUUGACUGAUUCGUAGAGAACGUAUUUAGAAACACAAACAUACUUUUGUCUGUCCGCGUGAUGUAAAAUGGGAUUCCAUACAAUUAAAAUGGAAUCUGUUGUAAUCUGUGAAUUAUUUAAGCAUUCCGUUUGCACAGAAAUUCGUAUUUGUGUUUAGUUGUUUUGGAAAUAUUCGUGAAACAAUGCUGCCUGACGUAAGAGAACUGUCUCUUUUUGUUUUUACGACGAAACAUCCGACAGAUACAUAGACACAAGUCGGAAUUAGUAUUACAGAGAAAUACUUCGGAAAAGUGAAGUGUUUGAACAGUAGUGCUGUCUCAUGUUGAGACGUUAUUUUGAAUAAGUACGCACGUGUUAUUAUGAGGAAAGCCACAUUUCCAUGAUGACGGAGAAUUCAUCGACAAUGGUAGCUGCGUCGUUGUAUAAGCCAUUGUUGCCCUUUGUGGAGAGAAAGGGGAGCCUGAUGAUUGGACUGCGACGCCAGAUGGUGUCUAGGAGGCCGAGGUGCAUUCUGGUCAAACAAGGAACCGUGAAGCGAUGUGUGGCGGCACUGUUGGUCCUCAGCAUCAUUUCCAUCUUCUGUUACACGCGUUACCUCGUCAAUACUCCGUUCUCCAGUCUGAUGCGUCGUGACUCGCGACUAGAGCCGUCGAUCCGCUGCGCCAUCCUGAGUGGCGCCACUCGCGUGCCCGCCGUGGCACACGACCACCGAUCUGCCGCCAGGCUCCGCAUCGACCCCAAGGUGCUCGUGUUUGUGGAGACGACGUACUCGCGUCUCGGCCGCGAAAUCGCGGAGCUGCUAGUGUACAACAGAAUCAAAUACAAGGUGGAGGUGUCUGGCAAGUCGCUGCCAGUGCUUACGAACCUCGACAAAGGAAAGUACGGUGUGAUUGUGUUUGAGAACCUCAACAAAUACCUGCAGAUGGACAAGUGGAACCGGGAACUGCUUGACAAGUACUGUCGGGAGUACAGUGUUGGGAUUGUGGGCUUCAACCCCCCAAGUGAGGAGACACUUGUGGGGGCCCAGCUGCGAGGGUUUCCAUUGUUCAUACAUACCAACCUCAGGCUAAAAGAUGCGGCACUGAAUGCAGGUUCUCCGGUGCUGCGGUUAACACGUGCAGGAGAAACAGCGUGGGGUGAGCUGCCAGGGGAGGACUGGACAAUCUUCUCCGCAAACCACUCAACGUAUGAGCCUCUAGCAUGGGCCACUCGCAACUCUGAGGACUUCCUAAGUGCAGAGAUGAGCAGAACACCACUCGCAACAGUGAUACAGGACCAUGGCGUGUAUGACGGGAUCCAGCGAGUUCUGUUUGGGGGUGGGCUUCGCUUCUGGCUCCACAAGUUGCUCUUCCUGGAUUCUCUGUCAUACCUGAGUCACGGGCAGCUGAGUGUGAGCCUUCAGAGAUUCCUUCUGGUUGAUGUGGAUGACAUAUUUGUGGGUGAGAAAGGCACGCGACUCAGGAAGGAUGAUGUGGUGGCGCUGUUGGCAACUCAGCAGCGAAUUCAGCAGUUGGUACCAGGUUUUCGGUUCAACUUGGGGUUCUCAGGGAAGUAUUUUCAUCAUGGCACAUCUGAAGAAAAUCUAGGAGAUGACCUUUUACUUGAGAAUGUGGACAGCUUCAUGUGGUUCAGUCACAUGUGGAACCAUCAGCAGCCGCACCUGUAUGACAACAUCACGCAGCUCGAGAUGGACAUGACCCUCAACAGAGAGUUUGCCAAGGAGCAUGGCAUUCCUGUGGACUCCGGCUACUCCAUUGCCCCUCACCACUCGGGGGUGUACCCAGUGCAUGAGAUGCUGUAUGAAGCCUGGAAGAGAGUGUGGAAUAUCCGAGUCACAUCCACAGAGGAGUACCCACAUCUUCGUCCAGCUCGACUGCGAAGAGGAUUCAUUCACAGAAACAUCAUGGUGCUGCCAAGACAAACCUGUGGAUUGUUCACACACACAAUAAUGAUCCAGCGGUAUCCAGGGGGUCGUGAGAAGUUGGAUGAAGCCAUUCAAGGGGGAGAACUCUUCCAGACAAUUGUGUACAAUCCCAUCAAUAUCUUCAUGACGCACAUGUCAAACUAUGGGAACGACAGACUGGCGCUUUACACAUUUGAGUCUGUCAUAAAGUUUCUGCAAUGCUGGACCAAUUUACGACUGAUAACAGCGCCCCCACUGCAGAUUGGAGAACGCUACUUCCAGUUGUAUCCUGAAGAGGGUGAUCCUGUCUGGGGUAAUCCUUGUGAUGACGUAAGGCAUCAGAGAAUCUGGUCACACAACAAAACAUGUGAGCAGCUGCCAAGGUUCCUGGUGAUUGGACCCCAGAAAACGGGUACCACGGCUCUCUACACGUUCCUGUCCAUGCACCCUGACAUCAGCAGCAACUUCCCAAGUCCUGACACGUUUGAAGAAAUCCAGUUUUUUAAUGGCAAGAAUUACUACAGGGGACUGGAUUGGUACAUGAGUUUCUUCCCGGUUCCUAAGAAUGCCACAGCUCGUUACCUGUUUGAGAAGAGUGCCACAUACUUUGAUGGUGAUCUGGUUCCAAGGCGAGCACAUGCCCUCUUGCCUCAUGCGAAGUUGGUGACAAUUCUUAUAUCGCCGGCACGACGGGCAUAUAGUUGGUACCAACAUACACGAGCACAUGGUGACCAGGUUGCGCUCAACUACUCCUUCCAUCAGGUCAUUACUGCCAGUGACACUUCACCCAAACCUCUGCGGGAACUUAGAAAUAGGUGUUUGAAUCCAGGGAAAUACUCUCAGCACUUGGAACGCUGGCUGUCCUAUUAUCCGCCCCAGCAGCUGCAUAUCAUUGAUGGUGACCAGUUGCGGUCAAACCCUGUUGAAACAAUGAAUGAGCUGCAGCGCUUUCUUAAGAUCCAGCCACCUUUUGAUUACUCGAAACAUCUCAGGUACGACCCGAAGAAGGGUUUCUUCUGUCAGGUGGUAAAUGAAGACCACACAAAAUGUCUUGGCAGGAGUAAGGGCCGCCAGUAUCCACCCAUGGAGGACAAGUCUUACAAAUUGUUGCAGCGGUACUAUUUGUCUCACAACACGGCUCUUGUGAAGCUGCUGAAGCGGUUGGGGCACCGGUCAGUGCCGCAGUGGCUGAAAGAUGACCUCAGUGACACAGUGACAGCUUGACAUCACAGCAGGAUUGUAGCAAGAUGUUUAAUUGGCACAGAAGAGUUAGUCAUUGACUGACAGAGUUGCCUUUGGAGGCUCUCAGUGCUUCAGGCCACAUCUUUCAUGAAUCAUGGAUCUUGAAGGAACUUGUGUUCAAGGCAGCUUUUACAGAACGUGUGAAGUGUUGUGGUUUCUUAUCCUUCAUUUACAGAAGAAUGCCAUAAAAGUUGUGAUGUAAUUAGUCCAGCAGUGUAAGAAAUGUUUUUUUUCUAUUUAUCUUUUCCAUUGUUUGAUGGCUGAAGAAUGCAAGAGGAGCAUGUGAAUGGUUUACAGUAUUGUCAGGGAAAUAAACAGCAAAUGGCAGCUUUUCUCUUGUGUUUCAUCAGCUUUGCAAGAGAGCAACACUGCAAGGAGAGCAGUUGUAAAAACACUGAAAAUUCGUAUAAACUGAUGUAGCACAUUGCAGGGGGCUUCGUGUAUUGUGUGAUCUUCCAUAAAAGUGUACUAAACCAAAUGAUCAGGUGCCUGUGUCGUCACCAAUCCUGAACUGGUUGUCAUCAUGAGUUAAGAUGAACUGCCUGUUCUUGCUUGUGUCUCUGCUGGGUUAUGAAGACUGUGGGAGAGUUGAAUUUCAUGUGGAACCCAGGGAAGUCCGUGUUGUAUUUAUUCUGGUUUGUGAUCUGUAUCAGUAGUUUGAUUUUCCUCAGUCAGUAGUUUCUGCUUCACGCAGUGAGUGGGUUGGCAUGGCAGCAACACUCUACCCUUGCAUUUACCGGGUGCUUGGAUUGAAUCUUGUUCAGUAUACCACCUGUCCUGAUCAAGGUUUUUUGGGUCCUUCAGUUUCUGCAGGCAGGUACCAAGAAAGGACAUCAGGCCACAACUGCUUCCUUCCAGAUCCUCUAACGUUCAUCAUUCAUCCUACCAUUUAACAACAUCAUACAUGUAGUCCAGAUAGUGAUCACAUUAUAAAACACACCACAGAAGAAACACCGCGUGCUGUCUGGCUGUUGGACACCGUGAUCCAGGGCUUUGUCAGGUGGCAGUGAGCUCCAUGAUAGUAU
This is a messenger RNA of Cryptotermes secundus, 4925 nucleotides long. RefSeq names its product bifunctional heparan sulfate N-deacetylase/N-sulfotransferase (gene sfl). The coding region runs from base 1135 to 3882 and encodes 915 amino acids. Gene Ontology annotation, cellular component: Golgi apparatus. The record is from RefSeq and is a predicted model, not a curated record. The transcript has 18 exons. Gene Ontology annotation, molecular function: deacetylase activity; heparan sulfate N-sulfotransferase activity. NCBI's taxonomy places the organism in Eukaryota, Metazoa, Arthropoda, Insecta, Blattodea, Kalotermitidae.